This is a messenger RNA of Dreissena polymorpha, 1184 nucleotides long. RefSeq names its product WD repeat domain-containing protein 83-like. The record is from RefSeq and is a predicted model, not a curated record. Gene Ontology annotation, molecular function: protein binding. The transcript has 7 exons. The coding region runs from base 1 to 891 and encodes 296 amino acids. Gene Ontology annotation, biological process: mRNA splicing, via spliceosome. Gene Ontology annotation, cellular component: catalytic step 2 spliceosome. Lineage: Eukaryota; Metazoa; Mollusca; Bivalvia; Myida; Dreissenidae.
AUGCAGGAGCUUCCGGGGGCCUCCGGCCCCCUGGACCCCUGGCCAGGGCUUGACGGGACCUACUGCCUAAGCUGUGGCAGUGACAAGAGCGUCAAGCUCUGGAACCCGCACAGAAACCUGCUGCUCAAGUCCUACAUAGGUCACGGGUUUGAGGUGCUGGAUGCUCAAGGGUCCAGCGACAACAGCCAGAUAUGCUCCUGCAGCAUGGACAAGACUGUCAUGGUGUUUGAUGUGGCCACUGGGAAGUCUCUCAGAAAAUACAGAGGACAUGCAGGCACAGUGAACUGUGUGCGGUUUAACGAGGAAUCCACCCUGGUUUUGUCUGGGUCCAUAGACAGUACCAUCAGGAUAUACGACCUCAAGUCUCGCAAGAUGGAACCUAUACAGAUACUGGAUGAGGCCAAAGAUGGUGUGACGUGUAUACAGGUAUCUGACCACGAGAUCCUGUCGGGCUCGGCUGACGGCAGAAUACGACGAUAUGACCUAAGAGUUGGCAAGAUGACUGUGGACUUGAUAGGAAAGUCUAUAACGAGCGUGACGUUCACACGUGAUGGCCAGUGUGUGCUGGUCUCCACACUUGACAGCAGUCUCAAACUCAUGGAUAAAGACACAGGGGAAAUGCUCAACGAGUAUGUUGGCCACACCAAUACCAACUACAGGAUAGACAGUUGCCUGAACAGCAAAGACACACACAUCUUGAGUGGCUCCGAAAAUGGCUCUGUUUACAUCUGGGAUCUCAUAGAGGGUAAAGUAGUGCAUCAUCUUCCACAUGAAGGUCAAAAAGUGGUACAUUCCUUGACCUUUCACCCGUCGGAGAACUGCUUGAUAACGGCAGCAGGAGACACAAUGUAUGUGUGGAAAUCAAGACAUGCGGCCAGUCUGGACACUUGAAGUACCGUGGCUGUGAUGUGGUACACAGUCAAGAUGUUAGGUUUGUGUUAGUAAUGGAAAACAGAAUAGGGCGAUGAGCAGAGUUCUGACCCAUAAGAAGUGCCAUGGGAAGUGGUUUAGGUGUAAUACAAGCAUUUGUUUAGGAAAAAGUCGAUUUGUAUUGCAGUUUGUUGUCGAAUAACCCAUGAUCGGGAUUGUAGAUUUAUAGGAAUGAAAUCACUAGUUAAAUGAAAAGAAAAGUACUCAUUUUUUAGUUACAAAUUUACUUAAAUAACAAAUUACAUUUAUCUAUA